AUGCGCGCCGUCUUCCAAGGUCAGCGUCUGCGCCCAAAAGGGGCUCAAUGGAGCGGAAUUUCUACGAGAGUCGCAGUUGCUGCUCGUGGCUUUGCUUCGUCGAGUCAGCUGUUGUCGAAAGAGCCACUAAACCGAUACAGCAAAACGGUUACGCAGCCAAAAGACCAAGGAGCCAGUCAGGCCAUGUUAUACGCCACCGACGGAAUCACCGAGGACGCUGAUCUUCAGAAGCCUAUGAUUGGCGUCGGAAGUGUCUGGUACGAGGGGAAUCCGUGUAACAUGCAUACAUUGGAUCUCGGGAGACGGAUAAAACAGUCUAUACAAAAGGCCGACUUGAUUGGCUACCAAUUUGGCACCGUCGGUGUCUCGGAUGGUAUCAGUAUGGGCACGCGGGGGAUGUCCUUCUCGUUACAGUCACGAGACUUGAUUGCCGACCAGGUUGAGACAGCCGUUGGCGGGCAUUGGUUGGACGGUGUCGCAUGUGUCCCUGCGUGCGAUAAAAACAUGCCAGGUGUCCUUAUAGCCAUGGGACGCCUAAACAGACCGGCUAUCAUGGUUUAUGGCGGUACAAUCCGACCUGGCUCCUGCGAGGGUGCACCUCAGCUCGACAUCGUCUCCGCUUUCCAAUCCUAUGGACAAUAUCUGCAAGAUGGUCAGACAGAGGAUGCCGAAAAGUUCCGAUAUAAUACUGUUCGCCAUGCCUGUCCAGGCCCAGGUGCUUGUGGUGGAAUGUACACUGCGAACACGAUGGCUUCCGCAGCAGAAGUCCUCGGUAUGACACUCCCCGGCUCGUCAUCCUUCCCAGCUACUAGCCCCGAAAAACUCUCCGAGUGCGACGCCGUCGGCGCGGCUAUGCGCAAUCUCCUCGAGCUCAACCUCCUUCCGCGUGACAUUAUGACACGCACGGCGUUUGAAAAUGCCAUGGCCCUUGUCAUGAUCCUCGGCGGCUCCACCAAUGCCGUCUUGCAUCUGAUCGCCAUCGCACACUCUGUCGGCGUCAACUUGACUAUUGACGACUUCCAAAGCGUCUCGGACCGCGUGCCUUUUAUUGCGGACCUCAAGCCCAGUGGAAGAUACGUGAUGGAAGAUGUAUACAAGAUUGGCGGUCUUCCAAAAAUUCUCGACUAUCUCAUGGACAAUAAGGUCAUCGACGGCAACACCAUGACCGUCACCGGCAAGACGUUGGGCGAGAACUUGGAAAGAUGGGUACACAAGCACGGUAAACUCGACUUUAAGAGUCAGGACGUGAUUAGACCUCUCGAGAACCCAAUCAAAGAGACUGGUCACAUUCGUAUCCUGCGUGGUAACCUCGCUCCAGGAGGAGCAGUUUCAAAGAUUACAGGCAAGGAGGGACUCGCGUUCACGGGCAAGGCGCGUUGCUUUGACAGUGAAGACGAGAUGGUCAAGGCGGUCGAGAGCGGCUCGAUAAAGAAGGGAGAGAAGACUGUCGUCGUGUUGCGAUAUCUUGGUCCAAAGGGCGGACCAGGUAUGCCGGAGAUGCUCAAGCCAACGAGUUUGAUCAUGGGCGCUGGCUUGGGCAAGGACGUCGCUUGCUUGACCGACGGGAGGUUCUCUGGAGGGUCUCAUGGGUUCGUCGUCGGGCAUGUCGUUCCAGAGGCCCAAGUCGGUGGACCGAUCGGUCUCGUCAAAGACGGGGAUGUCAUCUCUAUUGAUGCCGUAAAGAACACGAUCAAUGUCGACGUCGACGAAGCAGAGAUGAAGCGAAGGCGAGAGAGUUGGAAAGCUCCUCCGCUCAAAGUCUCACAGGGCACCCUGUACAAGUACAUCAAAAUAGUCGAGGAUGCUAGCCAAGGCUGCGUGACCGAUGCAUAG
Molecule: messenger RNA, 1833 nt
Organism: Serendipita indica DSM 11827
Lineage: Eukaryota; Fungi; Basidiomycota; Agaricomycetes; Sebacinales; Serendipitaceae
Source: the annotation of a GenBank genome assembly